AUGCUGAGGAUCCUCUGCUCUCUCAUCGCUGCUCUCACCUAUGUGGAUGCAGUGAUUGUUUUGACCCAGACACCUGCUGUUCACACAGUUUCCACAGGACAAGAAGUUGUUCUCAACUGUAACAUUGAAAGGAAUGAUGGAUAUUAUGUCAGCUGGUACAAACAGAAGCCAAGUGGGGCUCCUCAGUAUAUUCUAUAUUUCUACCAUUCUUACAGCUCACCCACCUUUGGAACAGGGUUCUCCUCAGACCGAUUUAACGCGAAAGCUUCAUCUAGUGUAGAUUAUCAGCUCAUCAUUAAGCAGACAGAGGAAGGAGACUCUGCCGUGUAUUACUGUAGAGUAUGGGACAGCUCUGCUUCUGUUGCUGGUCUAUUCGGACAAGGAACCAAGCUGAUGGUAACAAGCUCCAGCCUCCGUCCUCCUGUCCUGACAGUCUUCCCUCCGUCCAGCGUUGAACUCCAGUCCAACAAAGCCACUCUGGUCUGUCUGUCCAGUCAGUCUGGGCCUUUUGCAGAUGUCACCUGGUCGGCUGCUGGGAGUCCAGUGAGCAGUGGGAUCUCCACCAGCACCGCUGUUCAGAAACCAGACCAGACUUUCCAAAUCAGCAGCUCUCUGGACAUCCAGACGUCAGACUGGAACAUGGAUAAGGUUUACACAUGUAAGGUGUCUAUGGAGUCCCAGACUGCAGAGAAAAAAAUUCAAAUUUCAAUUAAAUUCAUGGAUGUCUCACUUUGA
Acanthochromis polyacanthus (spiny chromis) is the source of this 735-nucleotide messenger RNA. RefSeq names its product immunoglobulin lambda-1 light chain-like. NCBI's taxonomy places the organism in Eukaryota, Metazoa, Chordata, Actinopteri, Pomacentridae. The record is from RefSeq and is a predicted model, not a curated record. The coding region runs from base 1 to 735 and encodes 244 amino acids. The transcript is spliced from 4 exons.